ACCAGGAAGUGUCCGUUUUUCAGAUGUUUUCAGCAUGGAUGUGUAAUGAGAACGUUUUCAGUCGUGCCAGUUAUACAAUUAAAUCAACUAUGUGAAAGUCUCGCCAUUGGAAAUUGUUUUUCGGACGUGGCUUGGUUUUAAGCUCAACAAUGUGAGAUAAUAUGUGGCACUUCACGUGAAUUAAGAAGGGAUGAGAUUCAAAACUACCGACAAGGAAGAGAGGAACUAAGAACUGCCAGAAGUCCGAAGGUCGACUUAGUACCCCUUCAUUACUUUUCUUCUACAAAACAUGAUGAGGUGUGGCGUAACAAAGUCAGCUCUUCCUUCUUCACUAAUGUGGCGACUUUCAUGGGUCUGCCUUUGUGAGCUUACUCAACUUUAGCUUCUGGAGUUUGCCUCGAAAGAGUUUGAAGGAGUGAGGAAAAUGGACGACCCGAUCACUAUCAGCUCUGACAGUGAUACAGAGGACUCUGAUGUGGAAUUCAUCGGCUGCAUCAGUAACGUUGUGAAGCGGGAUGACACGCUGCCCCUCUCCGCGGUGAGGGUGGACGUCGAUACUGUGAAAGUCAACAUCCCAACGCUUUACAUUGACCUCUCAAAUCCUAGAUGGACUUUUCCAGAGCUGAAGUCGCGCAAAAUACUAGAAUUGCCCGAGACCAAUGUAGUUAACCGGACAAAACCAGCAUUGAAUAAUUUCUCACCGGAUAACUCUGAAACAAAAAUACCAAACAAACACAAUUUAAACCUACGGACGAGGUCUUCAAGAUACCCAACCGUUAAAGUACUGCAGCAGGACUGUGGACAUGUAAAGCCAAAGAAGAGAUGUUCGGAUUCUCAAACACAACUUCAAAUAGCCCAUUAUAGCAAAGCAUUUGUCAAAUUAAGACGAUUGGCUGUUCUUGAAAGUCAUGUUGCAGAUCUGAAAACAUUAAAGUGUUCUGUAUUGUUAAACAAAGAUUGUACACAAAUGACCCUGCACCGUGGUCAACAAGACAUCAACGUUGAAACCCCAGAAUGCAAUAGUAAUAGUAGUAAUUUAUCUACCACUUUAAAUGGUCCUCACAUGGAUUCCUCACUGGCUGAGUCUCCUUCUAAGGUGGGUGAAUCUCUUAUCAGACAGGAGGACAACGAAAACAGCAAAGAGUUUACAUGCACACAGUUAAAUGCUGAAAUAUCUCAGCAUCUAGAGGGCCCAGCUGACCCUCCCUGCUCAGAUAAAGGGUGCUCUGUUGAGACCUCCAAGGAGCACAGCACUCAUGAAGGCAAAAGGGAUGACUUAAGCUCAUUCAUAAUGAUCUCCUUUCCAACAUCCCCUUCUUUAUCUCCAGAUAAAGCAGAACAUUCACAACAACGAGAAGUACUGUGCUCUAAACUAAAACAAAUGGAAUUGGACAAAGCUGAAUCUAUGCACAGCUUUCUCGCUGAUCCCUCGUUCCCCAGCUCUCCUCCCACUGGACCAAACCCUUCUGAGAAUGUUGUCUGUGACUCUCCAUCCCACACAAGUCCCAUAUCUCAUAACCUUAUGAGGCACAUCAACCCAGCAACAAUCUCUGAGAAUACACCAGCUGGAACUAUAUCUGAAGGGCAAUCGGAGGAUGUUAAGGCUGAUGACGCCUCAAACCGCUCUGACGUCUUGCUCCAUGGCAUCCAUGAUGAACCUUUUAUUUCAGUGGCAAAUGAGGACAUAGAUGACACAUCUGGGACCGGGACAUACGGAGACUAUCGCAGCCCAGGGCCUUUUAUUUGGCAAGAGGGGAGUGACGGAGACGAAGUUGACAAAGAGAGCAGGUUUGGUUUGGACUUUAGGGCAGCCAGUAGAGAGGACAGGCACUUUGUGUGCCCAAUUGACCUCAGGAAAAAAAUGUUUGGACAUGCUCAAGCCCUGCCUGAUGAGGAAGAUGAAGGUUUUGGAGCUCCUGAGGUGCUAUGCCGCCAGAGCCUGGGUGUGGUUUACACUACCAUUGAAGAAAAGCUCACAGAAGGCACUUUGCAGCACUUAUCUAACCUGCUGCAGCCUGGUUACUAUCCCCCCAAGGAUAUCACCUCCCACCUGCUGCGUGGCGUUCUGCUCGACCACCAGUGUCCUUAUCACCACUGCGUGCAGGCAUUUAAGCUGCUGAUGAGGACACAGAGACACCACAUGGCUGAUACAACUUCAGCUCCAUGGGACUGGGAGUUGUUGACCUCAGUCAUGGCCAAUCAGGACUGUAUAAAGAAGCAUCGGAGGGAGGUUGUGCGUAUGCUCCUGGAUUAUGUUGUGCAGACUUUGGAAGAUGACUUUCAGGCCAAACGCUCUAUCUCUGCCCUCCACCACUCCAUCGCCAAGACAACGUUGUCAUGCGAUGAGCAGUUCCCACACGUCAGGGAGAUCAUCAAGUGGCUCUUUGCUGCCAUUAGGGAAUCAACAGAGCCUGGAGACAGUAGAGAAGCAGCCAGAGAGAGGGAUGAACAAACCCGAAUGGUGUCGACCUUCCAGAGGAUGUUGACCUUGGCUCUGGAGGUGGACCGCUCUCCAGCUCUAACCUCUGCCAAGCUGUCCCAGGAGCUCUUCCACAUACUCAUCAGCAAUACACCUCUACGAGCACACAGGAUGUUGUUGCUGAAGAGCCUGCAGAGCAAGCUGCUGAGAUGUAAGCUGUUGGAACAACUGUUGGACUAUUCAUGCCCACUGAAAAUCACUCUUCCCAUGUCGCUCAGUCUUCUGCUUCACUUUUUGAAACACUGCACUCUGGCACCAGACCCUUCGGAUGGUACUGAAAGGUGGCAGAGGUGGGAAGAGUUGGUACAUCUUGUCUGGAUGUUGCUGCUCAGCUACAACAAAGCAAUGAAAGGUGAGAAGUUGGUCAAUUCCAGUACAUCUCAUAACAACGUUUGCAGCUAUAAUCAUGACAUUUCUCCCUGUAAAGUCUGUGAAAUGAAGGAGAACAUAUAUGUUUGUAGUGACAAUGCUAGUUGUCUGAAGUUAGCUUUCCAGUGUUCUACUGCAAGGAAGCAGACAGUGCUUGGAUCCUGUGGGAAACCUCAGACUGCAGUGAAUAUGCAAAAAUGUGUAGCAGUACCACAUUUGUGUGUUUUUUAAUCUAUAUUCUAUAACACAUAGGUGUGAGCAAGCUCUCUGAUUGGUCAAUAGGCGUGUUUGAUUCCACGAUCAAAGAACGGUCAAAUAGAACGUGCCUUUUCACAACAAGUCAGUAUCCCUCCGCGUCUGAGAAAAACGGUAUACCCUUGGCCUGAAAAGCAAACUGCUUGCAGUUUGCUUUUCGAACUGGAACAAGAAAGCAGCGGAGAAGUAACGGGGCAGAAACACUCCUUUUUACGUUACGAAACAAACUUCCAAACAUAAUAUGGAAACAUUUAAGAUUAACUUCAACCUCCGGGGGGGUCUUACUGUGGAGGACUGGAUUGAGGAGUGCCUAGAAAAAAAAGCACCUAAACGACAACAUGCAGAGCUACGUGAAGAGCAGGUAGACCAACUGGAAAAGUACCACAAUUCAAAAGCUAACUGCAAACUGGAACAAGAAAGCAGCGGAGAAGUAGUGGUUUCCAUAGCGACACACAGCCGUUACAUUGUCUCUUGUUGGAAAAUCGUUAGCUACAAAAUGUCAGAUUUUAUAGUUAUCAUCUGGACAACAGAAAAAUGUGGAGCAACUAGCUUUUUGCCAGUCCGGGACACGCCAAACGGCCACUAGAGGAAAGCUCUUCCGUGAACACCACAGUACCAACUGCAAAAAAGUCUGGCAUGGAGUUCAUGAGUUGUUUCAAAAAUUGCACGUUUAAUGGCAGCAUGAACAUCCACCUUCAUUCUGAAGCCAAAAUGUUAAAUAUGUAAAUAAAUAAAUAAAUAGCCUAA
Messenger RNA from Gymnodraco acuticeps, 3850 nucleotides. It is a transcript of the gene simc1, whose product is annotated as SUMO interacting motifs containing 1. The coding region runs from base 425 to 3079 and encodes 884 amino acids. Lineage: Eukaryota; Metazoa; Chordata; Actinopteri; Perciformes; Bathydraconidae. The record is from RefSeq and is a predicted model, not a curated record. The transcript is spliced from 9 exons.